Messenger RNA from Theobroma cacao (cacao), 3037 nucleotides. RefSeq names its product putative disease resistance RPP13-like protein 1. NCBI's taxonomy places the organism in Eukaryota, Viridiplantae, Streptophyta, Magnoliopsida, Malvales, Malvaceae. The record is from RefSeq and is a predicted model, not a curated record. Gene Ontology annotation, molecular function: ADP binding.
GGGGAUAAGCAACCGGAAGACAUAGGCCGCGAGUACUUUUCUGAUCUGCUAUCAAGGUCAUUUUUUCAACAGUCGAAUAAUAACAAAUCGCUGUUCGUAAUGCAUGACCUCAUUAUUGAUCUUGCCCAAUCUGUUGCCGGGGACUUGUGUUUUAACAUGGAGCAUGAAGUGCAGAUUGAUGAUGGCCAACAUUCUUUUGAAAAGGCUCGCCAUGUCUCAUUCAUUCGUCAUCAAUAUAACGUCUCACAGAGGUUUGAAAUCUUUAGCAAAAGAAAGGAUGUAAGGUCAUUCCUAGCAUUGCCUAUAUUACAUCAGAGAGACUAUUGCUAUCUAAGUAGUAAGGUAUUACACCAAUUGCUGCCAAAACUAAAACGCUUAAGAGUGUUAUCCUUGAGUGGCUAUUUCAUUGGAGACCUAUCGAAUUCGAUCGGUUAUCUGAAGCAUCUGCGGUACCUUAAUUUGUCUAGAAGUGCAAUAAGAUUGCUCCCUGAGUCAGUUGGUAAUCUUCACCACUUACAAAUAUUAAUACUAAAACACUGCAGAGAACUUACUGCUUUGCCUGUUGGAACCAGUAGAUUGAUUAAAUUGCGUCGUCUUGACAUCAGUGAUACUCCCAAGCUACAAGAGAUGCCAUCAGGACUAGGGAAUUUGAAUAGUCUCCGGGUACUGCCCAAAUUUAUCAUCGGGAAAGCUGGUGGGCUGACAUUAAGAGACUUAAAGAAUUUGUCUCUUCAAGGUCAGCUCUCCAUUCUAAGGCUGCAGAACGUGGUGGAUAUUCAAGAUGCAAGGGUUGCCAAUCUAAAGCAAAAGCUUGAUUUGAAGGAGUUAGCCCUGGAAUGGAGCAAUGAUUUAAAUCUCUCUAGAAACGGACCCAACCAAUUGCAGGUCCUUGAGUCACUGUGCCCUCCAAAAGAUCUACAGCGGCUUUCUAUUUCAAAUUAUGGAGCUGGAGAGUUCCCUUAUUGGGUUGGGAAUCCUUCUUUUGCUAAAAUAGAACAUCUAGACCUCUCUGAUUGUAUAAAUUGCACAUCAUUGCCAUCACUCGGGCGACUACCUUUGCUCAGAAAGUUGAAUAUAAAAGGCAUGCAUGCGGUGACAAGUUUGGGCCCUGAAUUUUACGGGAAGGGUUUUCCUUUUGUUAAGGCUUUUCCAUCUUUGGAGUUCUUGAGGUUCGAGAACAUGAAAGAAUGGAAGAAAUGGAUUUCAUCUGUUGGUAAUGUUGAACUUUUCCCUCUUCUUCGUGAGCUUGUACUGCACAACUGUCCUAAGUUGACUGGAAACUUACCUAGAAACCUUUGUUCUCUGGUAAAACUAGAUGUUCAAAUGUGCCCAGUGUUAACAAAUUCACCUUUAAGCUUCCCAUGCUUAGGUGAAUUGAAUGUUGCGGACAGUAGUGACGCAAUCCUUAAAGGUAUGGUUGAUCACAGCUCCAUCACCAAAUUGAAAUUGGAGAGAAUUUCCGGCCUUGCCUGCUUAACUGAAGAGCUUACAAAGGCCUUGGUGAAACUUGAAGUUCUAGAGAUUGAAGGUUGCAGUGAACUUACCUGUUUCUGGUGGAAUGGAUCAGAAUCAGAAAAACUGCCUCGGCUAAAGAGUUUAGUACUAAAGAAUUGUCCCGAGCUUGUAUCCUUGGUCGGAGAAAAGCAAGGGCUAUGCCGCUUCUCAUCUCUUAAAGAUCUCAGAAUUGAAAGCUGCCAAAAAUUUGUUUGCUUUCCAGCGAUGGGCUUGCCCUAUACACUAGAGUGCCUUACAAUCCAUGACUGUGAGGCUCUGGAGUCAUUGCCUGAUACGUUCAGGAUGAAAGACUGCAACAACCCCUAUUGCCUUCUUGAAGAGUUGGAGAUUGUAAGAUGCCCUUCUCUUAAAUCCGUCCCAAAUGGCAAGUUGCCCUUGACACUCAAGAGGUUGAGUAUAGUAAACUGCAACAAUCUACAGUUUCUUCCGGAUGACAAUUGGAAUAGCGCAUCUCGUCUUCAAUAUUUGUGUAUAGAAGAUUGUCUUGCUUUGGAAUCCUUCCUGGAAAGUGGGUUGUCAAUCCCCAAUCUUGAAACUCUCCACAUAUCCAACUGUUCGAAUCUCAGGUCCCUGCCAAAGCAGAUGCAGAACGUCACAUCCCUUCGGAAACUGAGUUUGUCUGUCUGCAUGGCUCUCGAAUCCACUCCACCUGGUGGUUUGCCACCCUACAUAACUUCACUCGAGCUCCGUAACUGUAUAAACCUGAAGAAGCCGAUGUCAGUGUGGGGCCUGGACAAACUCAACUGUCUUACGGAAAUCAAAAUUGCUGGUACAUGCCCUGCUGCAGACAUGGUUUCCUUUCCAGAUGAAGAGGGCGUAAUGCUUCCUUCAACUCUGACCGAUCUUCGCAUGGAAAGCCUCCAGAAUUUGGAAUCUCUGUCGAGGGGACUCGAAAGCCUCACAGCUCUCGAACAGUUACACAUUAAAGACUGCCGCAAGCUUCGAUACCUACCAAAGACAGGCCUGCCAGCCUCACUUGGACGACUAUGCAUCUCUGGCUGUCCUGUUUUACAAGACAAGUGCAAAAAAGACAGAGGAGAAUACUGGCCCAUGAUAUCCAACAUCCCUUGCCUUGAAAUAGACUGAAAAAGCUAUGCCGAAUCAGAAUUGAGAGAGGAAGUUUGCUGAACAGGUUACAGUCAAAGAUGGUUGAACUGCAAUACAGUAACCAAGUUGGAGAUGAUCAUGCUUCAAUUUGCCAAUGAGGCAGUUGGGAACUUACACUGAACAAUGAAGAUCACAUAACAAACUGGUUUUGGACGAUAUUGCAAUAGCUUGUGGGAAGAGACAGAAAUUGAUACGCCCGCAAUAAUCUUCUUCCUAGCAUGCUCCUUGAGCACAUUUUUUUUCUUUUCCUUUCUUCUCAAGGGAUAUAAUGGUGUAACAGUGUGCCCAUCUGAGUUAAAUGCACCAAUGGUCACAGAAUUGGUGAUAUAAUUUACUUCUUAUCUUCUUUCUUCCAAAUUGCACAGCAGUAAAACAUAUUAAUAAAUCACAAUGCUAAGUCAAGAGGCACAAGAGU